Gekko japonicus is the source of this 2808-nucleotide messenger RNA. It is a transcript of the gene LVRN, whose product is annotated as laeverin. Gene Ontology annotation, cellular component: cytoplasm. Gene Ontology annotation, molecular function: peptide binding; zinc ion binding; metalloaminopeptidase activity. The transcript has 21 exons. Lineage: Eukaryota; Metazoa; Chordata; Lepidosauria; Squamata; Gekkonidae. Bases 1 to 2808 code for a protein of 935 amino acids. Gene Ontology annotation, biological process: peptide catabolic process; proteolysis. The record is from RefSeq and is a predicted model, not a curated record.
AUGGGCGCCAAGUCGCCGUCGGGGUUCUACGUGGGCAGGAAGCCCGCCGUGCUGCUGGGGCUGCUGCUGGCCGCCCUGCUCGUGGCGCUGCUGGUGCUGGCCGUCCUCUACCGACGCAGCCUGCAGGAGCUGGCCGACGAAAGGGCGCCCGUGCACUACUCGCUGCUGCUGUGGCCCCACCUGGCGCCGGGCCUGCCCGAGCCGCGCACCUUCUCCGGCCGGGUGAACAUCACCGUGCGCUGCCGCCAGGAGACCGCCACCGUCCUCUUGCACAGCCACCAGCUGACCUUCCGCGGCGCCGCCGUCUGGGGGCCCCUGGACGGGCCCCGCAGCGGCCCCAACGCCAGCCGCCUCCCCCUGGCCGAGCUGUGGCUGGCCGAGCGCCACCAGUUCGCGGUGCUGGAGUUGCGCGGGAAGCUGCGCCCUGGCGCCCUCUAUGAGCUGCGCCUCGCCUUCGACGGCCUCCUGAACGUCGACGGCGGCUUCCGCGGGCUUUUCAGCAGCGCCUACGAAGACCAAGGCGAGCGAAGGUGGUUGGUUGCUUCACUGCUCGAGCCAGCAGAUGCAAGGAGUGUUUAUCCAUGCUUUGAUGAACCUGCCAUGAAGGCUACUUUUAACAUCAGUAUUGUGCAUCAUCCAAGUUAUGUAGCACUUUCUAAUAUGCCUGUUAUAGAUGUUUCUGAAUAUAACAAUGUGAAUGAGAGCAAACUGAGUACAUUAAGUAACUGGACGACAUCGAUUAAUUGGACUGUUACAACAUUUAAAACAACACCGCAAAUGUCAACCUACAUCACUGCCUUUGUGGUCUGUAACUUUGAUUAUGUCACCACAACUGUGAGGGGCAAUGAGAUACGGAUUUGGGCUCAGAAAGACGCAAUUAUGAAUGGAUGUGCUGACUAUGCCUUAAAUAUCACUGGACCAGUCUUUUCAUUUAUGGAAGGCUUUUUAAACAUUACUUAUCCUCUUUCAAAAACAGAUCUGAUUGCGCUUCCUCAUUUGGAAGCAGGUGCUAUGGAAAACUGGGGGCUAAUGACUUUCCAGGAAGAAUUGUUACUAUAUUGCCCACAAGAUAAAUUCACAGGAAAAAAAACUAUGAUUCGCCAGACUGUUUGCCAUGAAGUAGUCCACCAGUGGUUUGGAAACCUGGUUACCAUGGAUUGGUGGAAUGACAUAUGGCUUAAUGAGGGAUUUGCCACUUACUUUGAAUAUCUGUGUUCAUACUACAUUGAACCCAAUGUGCCUCUGAACAAAGCCUUUACCCAUAAUGUUUUAUUACCUAUGCUGGACAUGGAUGCUGAAAUGCCAGUUUGGUCUUUAUCAGACAAAGAAGAAACAGAAGAAACAGUUUCAUUAUAUGAACGAUUUAAUGAACACACAUAUCAGAAGGGGGCUUCCAUUGUCCGAAUGCUUUCCAGCUUUGUAAGUGAAAAACUAUUCAUCAAAGCACUUAAUUCAUACAUGAAUGAGUUUUCAUUUGCAAAUGCCAUCCAGGAUGAUCUUUGGAGUCACAUUCAAAAGAUAGUAGAUGAACAGACUAACCUCCAAUUGCCAGCACCAAUAAAAGUUAUAAUGGACUCUUGGACAUGCCAGCCUGGCUUUCCAUUCCUAACUGUAAAUCUGUCCACUGGGAAUAUCAGCCAGGAGCAGUUUCAUGAUGAAAAAGACAAGAAUGAUACCAGUACUUCCAAUAACACCUGGAUUAUACCGAUUUCUUGGAUAAGAAAUGGAACUGUACAGCCUUUAGUAUGGCUUGAUAAGAAAAGCAAAGUAUUUCCAGAAAUGAAAAUAUCAGAUUCAGAACAUGACUGGAUUAUUUUAAACGUGAAUAUGACUGGUUACUAUAGAGUUAACUAUGACCAAUCCAACUGGCGAACAUUGGCCAAAAUUCUUGAAAGUGACCCAAAGGCAGUUCCGGUGGUCAACAGGUUACAGUUGCUGGAUGAUGCCUUUGUACUGAAACGGUCUGGUCACACUGAAAAUGAUACUCCGCUAUAUUUAACUAAAUACCUUGAAAAAGAAGAUGAAAUCUUAAUUUGGAAUGUGGUAUUGGGAAAGCUAGAAUUUACCAAUGCAAUGAAUAUUCUGAGUGAUUAUGAACUAUAUCCAGUUUUAAAGAAAUUCUUCUUAACGCGAAUUUUCCCAAUAUAUCAUCGUUACGCAAAUCUUCUUCGACAGGGUUUUGAAGUGUUGGCAGUUGACCAUUAUACCAAAGAUGCUAUCGAAAGCCUCUUUAGAACAGCGUGUUUGCUUGGUUUCCACGACUGUUUAGACCUAGCUACUGAAAUCUUCUCCAAGAGGAUGGACAGCCCCAAGAACGAAGUUCCUCUUUGUAUUAGCAGAACCAUUUGUUGCUAUGGUAUUCGAAUGGGUAGGGACAAAGAAUGGGACUUCGCAUGGAAAAUGUACAGUAGUAAUGAUGUUGAAAAAAAUGACAAAUCGGCAAUAUUAUCUGACCUGGCAUGUACCCGUGAGCCAUGGCUACUUCAAAGAUUCUUGCAGUAUACCCUCAACGAUUCAAUAAUUUCGCCAGACCAGGUAUCAGAAGUUAUUGGUUCUGUGGCAGCAACUGAAGUUGGCUACCGGAUAGCAUGGAAUUUUUUAACAGAAAAUUGGUUGGUUUUAAGUAACAGGCAUGGGAACGAACCAUUACUUAGUUUCUUAGAAACUGCACAACAUUUUAUAACUACAGACUUACAUAUCCAAAUGGAAGCAACUAAAAAGCCCCAAGGAAGCAUAUCUGUUCAGCAUUCUUCAUUGCUGGUCCUUGUGCUUUGUGUCUUCUUUCUGCUUUUUGACCCUGGCUCCUGA